CAACCUCUCCUGUUAAAGCACAACACAGGUCUAAUGUUUAUGAGGCAGACCUGAACGACUCUACAAGACUUUUCUGUUUUUCGUCCACCACUGGAGCGGCUUCUGGUUGCGGCGCAGAGAGGAUGCUUUUGUCUCUUCAGCGCACACCUGGAACAAGGAAACAGUGAGACAUUUUUGCCUGUUUCUGCUGCUCACACCAGAGGCAAAGUGAAGUAAAAGUUCCUUUUAUCACUUUUAAGGAAUGUCAUUGGAUAUGAGCUUUUCGCUCGAUAACCGGACUUGAUGUGCGUGUAGACUGUGACCUGUAGCAACACCUGACGCCGACAGGCACCAGUGCAAGAGACCAUUUGGUUUUCAGCUGCGCUCAGACUUUACAGUAGAAUUUACAGUCACGAUUUUGCACGCUGAACGCCGGAAACUGACAUUGUGCACACGAUUUCCUACAGCCUGCACUUAUAUUUUUGAAUUAUUCCGUUUCUUUGACAAUCAACAUUCCCCAUCAGAUAAGUGCAGCACGUUUUAGAGAACAAGGCGGGCAGCAUCGGGUGCUGUGAGGUGAAAAAGAAGCUAAAAGCACAACCAAAAAGCCGGGCAGCCAAGUCCAGCCAUCAGCAUGACGGACGGUGCAAGACUACGGAGCAGCACGUCGGGCUCUGCCAAGGAUGCUGCCGGCGAGAAGGAGUCGGGAGGUGUUGCGCUCAAGAAGGAAAUCGGGCUUGUGAGCGCCUGCGGUAUUAUCGUUGGUAACAUUAUCGGCUCAGGUAUCUUCGUCAGUCCGAAGGGAGUGAUGGAGAACGCCAGCUCCGUGGGCGUGGCUCUGAUCGUCUGGAUCAUCACGGGUGUCAUCACCGCCAUCGGGGCGCUGUGUUACGCCGAGCUUGGUGUCACCAUCCCCAAGUCGGGGGGAGACUACUCCUAUGUCAAGGACAUCUUCGGAGGGCUGGCUGGGUUCCUGCGCCUGUGGAUCGCCGUGCUGGUGAUCUACCCGACCAACCAGGCCGUGAUCGCGCUGACUUUUUCCAACUACGUCCUGCAGCCUCUAUUCCCCACCUGCUUCCCGCCGGAGAAUGGCCUGCGUCUGCUCGCUGCUGUCUGCCUCUUGCUGCUGACAUGGGUGAACUGCUCCAGUGUGAGAUGGGCCACCAGGGUGCAGGACAUUUUCACCGCUGGCAAGCUGCUGGCCCUCGCCCUCAUCAUCAUCAUGGGCAUCGUGCAGAUCUGCAAGGGAGAGUACUACUGGUUGGAGCCAGCCAAUGCCUUCGAGCCUUUCCAGGAGUAUGAUGUGGGUUUGAUAGCCUUAGCCUUCCUACAAGGCUCCUUCGCCUAUGGAGGAUGGAACUUCCUCAACUACGUCACAGAGGAGCUGGUGGACCCCUAUGUGAACCUUCCUCGUGCCAUCUUCAUCUCCAUCCCCCUCGUGACCUUCGUGUACGUCUUUGCCAACAUCGCCUACGUCACGGCUAUGAGUCCCCAGGAGCUGCUCGCCUCAAACGCUGUUGCCGUGACGUUCGGUGAGAAGCUGCUGGGAGUUAUGUCGUGGAUCAUGCCCAUCUCUGUGGCUCUCUCCACCUUCGGGGGAGUCAACGGUUCCCUCUUCACCUCUUCACGAUUGUUCUUUGCUGGAGCCAGAGAGGGCCACCUCCCCAGUCUGCUGGCCAUGAUUCACAUGAAACGCUGCACUCCCAUCCCUGCUCUGCUCUUCACUUGCCUGUCCACCCUGCUUAUGCUGUGCACCAGCGACAUGUACACUCUCAUCAACUAUGUGGGCUUUAUCAACUACCUCUUCUAUGGAGUCACUGUCGCCGGGCAGAUUGUCCUGCGUUUUAAACAGCCUGACAUGCACCGACCAAUCAAGAUCAGUCUGAUAUGGCCGGUCAUUUACCUCCUCUUCUGGGCCUUCUUGCUCAUCUUCUCCCUUUACUCUGAGCCUGUGGUGUGUGGCAUCGGCCUGGCCAUCAUGCUGACUGGCGUCCCCGUCUAUUUCCUGGGAGUCUACUGGGACAAUAAGCCACAGUGCUUCGACGCCUUCGUUGAUAAGAUGACGUAUGUGGGCCAGAAGUUUUGUAUGGUGGUUUAUCCGGCUGUAGAUAAUAGCAGUGGGAGCGGAGAGGAAGGAGAGGAAAUGAAGGAGGCCAGGUCUCCUCUGUCUAAGGAGGACAGAGACAACCACAAGUCAGCGGACUGCUAAAGCACACGUCUUUAUCUCCCACCUGCCCCAGAAGAAACAGACAUAUGCAGAUGCACACGUGGGUGCGCACACACUCAAACACACAUGCAAACAUACAACACAGUUUGUAGUGGAUUUACUGAUCAACACUUGUGCCCCCACACUUUGUCUUCAAAACUUUUAUUUGGUUUUAGCAAUAAUUUCUGUGCCAUGUUUGGUGUUAUAUGACCUUUUUCUGUCUGGGGUCCUUCAACAGUGCAAUAAAGAAAGGUUAGCAUCUUGCAGCUCCUCAAUACAUGCUUAAACAGACACAUUUAACCAUUUACUACUCUUCAUCAUCAUCAUCACCCUGCUCCUCUUCCUCCCUCUCCUCCCCCCCCACACACUCCCUGCACACUCCUACUGUAAGAGAUCAUUUUUGUUAGUGUUGUAUUAUUUUUAUCACAUGACUCUUACUGUACUGUGAUCUCUACGCAAACACUUUUUAUUUUUAUUUGUUUUGUUUUUCUUUUUUGCCACAUUGUAAGUUUUGUCGUACAUUCAACAUACCAAAGCUGUAUUUUGAUUGUCAAAGCAGAAAAUCAGAUUCAAGAUCAAGUCAUUUCAUGUCGUGAAGUACAUUAAGUACUGUGUUUUGUUUCUCUUUUUUUUUUUUUAAUUGUGAUAAUUGUUUAUAUCAGUUGCCUUUGUUGUUAUUGUAGCUUUAAUAUAUUAAUUUUAGUGAUAUUAUUUUUUUUCUAUUCAACAUCAUAUAUAUCUGGGCCUUUUUUUUUUUUUUUAACUCUUGCAACUGUGGAUGUGUACACCUGAAAGCUGAUGUGUGAUCUGUACUUUGUAUUGGUAAAUGUGCUGGUAAAUGAUGCACAGUUCUUUGUUAAUUGCCUUAAUUAGAAUAUAUUCAGUUUUUGGGUGCUAGUACAGCUCUGUUGUGACCGAUGUGGAGAGAUGGUUAAUCCUCAUUCUUCGGGGUAGUUUUUAAUGUUUAUGGAACAACAAAAAAAGUGUUAGUGUGUUAGUUUCUGAAAUCUGAGAGUUUUGGAUUGUUGCACGGACACAGAUAAUUAACCCACUGCAUGCAUAAAUAGGCAAGACAUGAUAGUUAUCGCCACCACAUUUGCAUUGUUAAUAUGCAAAUCCCUACACCGACACAUGUGAAUGCCUGUGUGAAAACAGUUGUUUUAUGGCAGAAGUGUUUUUGUAGCUUACCAUCUAGCUGUGUUUUAAAUAACUUUUUGUUCUUUAUUUAGGGUGUAGAAAUGAGAACUUUACAUUAAAAAUAUUUUCUGACUUAUACAGUCCACUAGAAGAGAUUUUAGUGCAAUAUUAGUACAGGCACCAGCAUAAAACUGAACAUGCUCCCCUGAAUUAACCUAUUCUGUGUUGUCUGGUAAUAGCUAUGUAUCUAUAUUUAUGCUGUAUAUUAUAGUAACAACACUCCUUCACACUUACACACAUUGUGUACUCUUGUGUCUUCAGUCUUUCUAUAAUGUGUUAGUGUCUCAGGGCAUCCCCACUGCCUUCUCGUUACACACACUGCCUAACACCUCCAGAACAUGAACACUCAACAGAUCUGACUGAUUCUUUGCUAAAUGUUUGUACUGGUGCUUUUAAAGAUCUACUUCCUCAGGAGUCUCAAUCUUACAAGCAAUCCCAAAAAUAUCUCAAAGAAGAUGACAAGUUUUGGCAAAAAUUAUUAUCAUUGGGCCAGUAUUGUAGAAGUUUCUCUUGUUAAACUGUAAGGGUGUCUUGGAUGUCUUACAACAAUGAUUGUGUUUUGUGCCUGUACGGUUAUUGUGUAUUUACAGUAUACAACAAUGUCACAACAGUCUGUAUAUUGUCUCUUAGUAAAUAAAAACCACUGACUGUUUGAAUUUGUAAUUCAGGGCCUCAUUUUUAUAUAUAUAUAUAUAUAUAUAUAUAUAUAUAAAAAAAACAAAGGUCCCUAUCUUUAUAUUUAUUCCAUUGUUAGAUAAUUUCAAAGAAUGUGAUUCAAUUCUUAUUACAUAUAUUUACAAUAAUGAAAUAUUGACAUUUUCCUCAAGUUAUAACAUACAAUAUAAACUUUGUGAAUGUCACAUUUCUCUUGUUUUACAUUCUUGCUACUCAAGGUUUCCUAAUAAGCCGCAACCUCGGCUUCUUGCUUUAAUUCAGACCAAAACAGGCCUUUUAAUGUGGUGGAAAUAUGAAGUUUUCUAUGUUGUAACAGUCAUCAUGUAUACUGAUAAUCUAAGCAAUUCUUCUCCUAGCAAUACAUCAUCGCACUACAAUACUCUGCCUGAUAAGAAUGUUAUUUCUAAAUCAUUUUGUGUACACAUUGGUCUCUAAUUAAAGUUGCCGUUUGCAGUGUACCUACCGUAAUGAGAGCCAUUUUGACUGACAUGUCUCUCAAACUUAAGUCUAUUUUUGUGUUAAAAAUAUAAAUGUACAUAUUGGUGGUGCGUGUGACAAGAAUAAAAAAUAUUCAUUAGUGAACAAGAA
This is a messenger RNA of Siniperca chuatsi (mandarin fish), 4645 nucleotides long. RefSeq names its product solute carrier family 7 member 8a (gene slc7a8a). Gene Ontology annotation, cellular component: membrane. The record is from RefSeq and is a predicted model, not a curated record. Gene Ontology annotation, biological process: amino acid transmembrane transport; neutral amino acid transport. The transcript has 11 exons. NCBI's taxonomy places the organism in Eukaryota, Metazoa, Chordata, Actinopteri, Centrarchiformes, Sinipercidae. Gene Ontology annotation, molecular function: neutral L-amino acid transmembrane transporter activity; L-amino acid transmembrane transporter activity. The coding region runs from base 614 to 2188 and encodes 524 amino acids.